Molecule: messenger RNA, 660 nt
Organism: Cucumis sativus (cucumber)
Lineage: Eukaryota; Viridiplantae; Streptophyta; Magnoliopsida; Cucurbitales; Cucurbitaceae
Exons: 6
Coding region: 1-660 (219 amino acids)
Biological process (GO): proteolysis
Molecular function (GO): cysteine-type peptidase activity
Source: RefSeq, a predicted model, not a curated record
AUGGGAAUGAAGUUGAUUCUCAGAUACGCUGAGAAGAUAAUGGAGAAAGAUUAUAGUAUCACUAUUCCACUACCUGUUGGGAUUUUUGGUGUUAGUCGAAAGACUUCUGUUCUCCGAGAGGACAUCAUUGAUCUUUGUAACAUGAAUGAGGUCAAAGCAUUUACAUUGGUGGCCUAUAUGACGUACUUGUAUUCAUAUGUUAUUGGUUCGAAGGAAAAUAUACAGUACGUCUUUGUAGAUCCAUCCCUCACCUCUGUCGGACACUCGCAAGAAUCUCAAGUUCGAAACUUAUGCAGUAGAUUGAUGGUCUCAAAGAUUAACGAAAUAGUUCUUGCUCCUUUUAAUCCUGGGGGUCAUUGGGCACUGCUGGCCAUAAAUGCGUAUGAUGAUACAAUAUUUUACCUCGACUCACUAAGGACAACAUCGAAGUCAACUAUAAGAUACGUCACUGACACAGCAAUAGCGAUGUUUCAGUCACAAAAGAACAUUAAAAAAAGUAGAAAACAAACUUUCUGGCGAAUAGUAAAGUGUCCACUACAAGUCGGGAGUACUGAGUGUGGAUACUACGUGAUGAGGUAUUUGAGAGAAAUUGUGACUAGGGAAGCAUUGUCAUAUCCGAUGCGAUUGAUACACGAAGAUCAUACUCACAGGCAGAACUAG